UGACGCGCUACAAGGUGCCUAGAACAGCAGCCGCGGGCAUCUACGGCUGGACCAGGACAGCUUCGCCCGCCCGAAUUGACGACCUCAACCCGAACCUGGCAUUCUGCCCACCUCGCCCAGCACUCCUUGUUCCGAGGCCGCAUAGAUUCACAGAGUCGCUUCGGACACCGUAAAUACCCAGCAACCCUCAGCAGCCAUGGCGGACCGAUACUCGUUCUCCCUGACGACCUUCUCGCCAAGCGGCAAGCUUGUGCAGAUUGAGUAUGCCUUGAACGCCGUCAACCAGGGCGUCACGGCGCUUGGGAUCAAGGCGACCAACGGAAUCGUGCUCGCGACCGAGAAGAAGUCGUCGUCGCCUCUCGCAGACCCUUCAUCGCUCUCCAAGAUCAGCCUGAUCACGCCCAAUAUAGGGAUGGUGUACGCGGGCAUGGGUCCCGACUACAGGGUGCUGGUCGACCGCGCGCGCAAGGUGUCGCACUCUGGCUACAAGCGCAUCUACAACGAAUACCCGCCGACGAGGAUACUGGUACAGGACGUGGCCCGCGUUGUGCAGGAAGCCACGCAAUCGGGCGGUGUCCGCCCUUACGGCGUCAGCCUGCUGAUCGCCGGCUGGGACGAGGGCAUCCUGCCCGACGAGGAGGACAAGACGGUCGAGGAUUCCGAGGGCGAGAAGAAGAAGGUCUCGGGCAAGACGGGCGGCAUCCUCAAGGGCGGCCCCAUGCUGUACCAGGUCGACCCCUCGGGCAGCUACUUUCCCUGGAAGGCCACAGCUAUCGGCAAGGCCGCCACUAACGCGAAGACCUUCCUGGAGAAGAGGUACACCGAGACCUUGGAGCUCGAGGACGCUGUCCACAUCGCGCUCCUGACCCUGAAGGAGACCAUCGAGGGAGAAAUGAACGGUGACUCUAUCGAGAUUGGUAUCGUUGGACCUCCUGCCCACCAUCUACUGGGCGUCGAGGGCGUCGAGGGAGCCCAAGGCCCUCGCUUCAGGAAACUCAGUCCGCAGGAGAUUGAGGACUACUUGACCAACCUGUAAUCGUGCAGCUGGUUCCAUGACCAUCUCUUAAUUACCAAACCCUCGCAGACCCUUGUACAGUAGACCCCAAAAUAGAGGACACCAGGGCCAACGAGAUUUGAAUGACGUCUCUUUUCAACUCUUGCUUUCGUUCCAUGUUGAUGUCGCGGUCUAACUACUU
Gaeumannomyces tritici R3-111a-1 is the source of this 1196-nucleotide messenger RNA. RefSeq names its product proteasome subunit alpha type-2. Gene Ontology annotation, cellular component: proteasome core complex, alpha-subunit complex; proteasome core complex. Gene Ontology annotation, biological process: ubiquitin-dependent protein catabolic process. The record is from RefSeq and is a predicted model, not a curated record. Bases 197 to 1036 code for a protein of 279 amino acids. The transcript is spliced from 5 exons. Lineage: Eukaryota; Fungi; Ascomycota; Sordariomycetes; Magnaporthales; Magnaporthaceae.